AUGUUCGUGUCUGAUCGCAAGCGUGCGAGGAAGGCAUGCAUCCCCUGCCAUGAGCGCAAGCGAAAAUGCGACACCGUGUAUCCUUGUGGCAUGUGCGCCACUUACGGAUACAACUGCAGGUACACCGACGACAACCCCGCUGGUUCUAUAGGCGGCGGAACUAUGCCGCCUCCAGCCCAGCGCGUCAGUCUCGACGGUGAAACCUGUCGAGACCGCCGCGAGGGCGACGGCUCGUCGACCGUCGUGGCCGGCGCGUCCCCAGGAAUCUUCGACGAGCAGAAGCUCAGAUACGCCGGAGCAUCGGCAGCCAUGGCAUUCCCGCACAUCCUGGGUGUGGCUCUCGGUUCCGACAGCCCCCCCAAGAUGCGGUCGUUCGCUUACAACUUUGGCAUUCGCCCCGAGGAGGCAUCCAAUGCCCACGGCCUUCUGGGAAAUCUCAUCUCGGAGGAAGACCUGGGCUUUUUCUCGGGUGUGUUCUUCUCGGGAUUGGGCCCGGUCGGCGACGUGCUGGACCCAAGAAUCCACGCCCAGCGAUGUCGAGAUUAUUACCACGGCGUGGGCAGCAACGCGGUCGCCUUUGCCGCCGUGGCUGCCGGCGUCGCUGCUCUCGGGUCGUUUCUAUCUCCCAACCGGCACCCGCGAGAGUCUGACCUGGUGCAGUACGCCAAAGCCAUCCUCGAUGAUCCGGCCUCCAUGCGUUUGCAUGGCAUCGACCACGUCGUCGCAUGGGGCAUGCGAGUGUUUUACCUACGGGCAACGACCCGGCCCAGCAAUGCUUGGAUCGCUUCGUGCACGCAAAUGCACCUCUGUGAAGCGAUCGGGCUCCAUGAGGAAGAGAACAUCCGGAAGAUAGCGUCCGUCGCUGGUCAUGACGCUGACCGGCUGAGGAGAAUCUUCUGGAUCUCGUGGGCUGGGCAUACUAUACUGUCUUAUGAGUACGAUCGGUCGCCUGUAGUAUUCCGCUCCGUGACUUGCCAGCCUAUCAUCUCGAUACCGGGGUCCGUCGCGGAUCAGUUCGUCCGACUGAUCCAGAUCAUUCCCUCGCCCAAUUCUCCGUUCCAGAUCGACUUGCAGCUUCCAACUCCGAGUGAGGAGCUACUGAAGCGUCUCAAGGCGUUGGAUGAGCUCCAAUUUACCCAUCCGUUUCUUGUGGUGACCAAGGCGGACAUUGCGUUUUGCUUCUAUCGACGCCUUUACCAGCUCAAAAUCCGAAUACCGGACGAUACAAUAAAUCAUAUCAUUGAUAGCGGCAACGCCGCUGUGGACGCGGCCGAGCAACAAGCUAUCCAAGGUCGUCUGUUCUGGAACGUCAUCGGCAGCGUUUUCCAAUAUACCUGCAUCCUGUUAGCCAUGGACACGCCGGCAGCCUCCGCCCACAUCGGCGGCGCAUUCAAGGGCUUGGAGAACCUUGUCAAGGCUGCCGACACCGGACUGACGCGCGAGGCGUUGUCAAUGGCGCGCCACCUACUCAGCCUUAAUAUGGCAAAGAAGCGAAAAGAACUUGCGCAGCUGAAAGCCGUCGAGGCGGGCUAUGAGUUCUUUCCGGCACCGCCGGUAUCCGAGGCCACCACCACCGUGCCGGACAUGAACUGGGAGAUGGACUGGGAUCAAUUCUUCAUCGAGCCAUAUCUAUCCAUGCUCGAUCCUGACUUCCAGCUAUAG
Aspergillus heteromorphus CBS 117.55 is the source of this 1662-nucleotide messenger RNA. RefSeq lists its product as uncharacterized. Gene Ontology annotation, molecular function: zinc ion binding; DNA-binding transcription factor activity, RNA polymerase II-specific. The coding region runs from base 1 to 1662 and encodes 553 amino acids. Gene Ontology annotation, biological process: response to xenobiotic stimulus; regulation of DNA-templated transcription. The record is from RefSeq and is a predicted model, not a curated record. The transcript is spliced from 2 exons. NCBI's taxonomy places the organism in Eukaryota, Fungi, Ascomycota, Eurotiomycetes, Eurotiales, Aspergillaceae.